Molecule: messenger RNA, 1178 nt
Organism: Aspergillus calidoustus
Lineage: Eukaryota; Fungi; Ascomycota; Eurotiomycetes; Eurotiales; Aspergillaceae
Source: the annotation of a GenBank genome assembly
UUUAUCAUCAUCUCUGCAUUUGAUGUGGCUCAGGCAUAGCAUCUACAGCUAGCUGUCCUGCACCAAUCGAGUCCUUGUCGAACCACAGGAUGUACGUGCUUCCUGUCUCGAUAAGUCUCGUCGGUCUGUCCACGAUCGUCGUGGCGUUGCGGCUGUAUACGCGCAUCAGACUGGUUUGCUCGCCAGGGUGGGAUGAUUGGUUUCUGCUGCUUUCUUUGCUGACGGAUUAUGCAUUCUUCGGGGUCCUCAUGGCUGAACAUACGCAUGGCUUGGGAAAGCCGCAGGCGACUCUCACGCAAAGCGAAUAUCAGAAUCAACUCAAGAUGCUUUGGAUAUCAGUGCCACUAUACAAUCUGACGCUAAAUCUCACCAAAAUAUCCAUGGUUUUAUUAUACUUGCGCCUUUUCACCACAAGGGUCUAUCGAGUCUUGUUAUGGGUUCUCCUGGUCCUGAUCGUUUGCUCAGGCCUGUGGAUGGUUAUCGGCACAUUGCUCAUCUGCAUCCCGGUCCAGGCAUUCUGGGAUCCCAGCAUGCCGCAUACGUGUAUCUCGCGAGAAGUGGUUUGGUUUCUCAAUGCGGCGCUGCAGAUCGCCGGUGAUUUGAUUCUUGUGAUUCUGCCCAUGCCUCAGUUGGUCAGGCUGCGGAUACCGCGAAGGCAGAAGGUUUGUGUGAUGUUUAUUUUUGCCCUGGGGCUUUUUGUCUGUGCUACCAGCGCAGUCCGCUUACACACGCUCGUCCUACUUACAAGAGCUACAGACUAUAGCCGUUUGAACGGCAUCGUCGCCAUCUGGUCCUUUGCCGAAUGCAACGUCGCCAUCGUCUGCGCCAGCCUUCCAACCUUCAGACAGCUCAUCUACCAGAAAUUUCCCUGGAGUCUGCCGUCAUGCGCCAGGGCAUCCCGUAGUCAGGGCGAAAAACGAUUACGGGAUCCCGCGAUGCUCUGGGAACCUUUCCACGGUAACGCCGGCUACUCUGCGGAUGUGUCUGUGGAUGUUGGUAUGGAUUCGAACUCACACUGUCAUUCGGGUGCUAGUGGUAUUCAGGUGGUAAGGGAGCUACGAUGGGAGAUGGGCUCGGCCCCGACCAGGUGUGAGGGUGAGGAUGAACCUCGACCUUUGAGUGGGAAGGCUGAGCAACCGGAUUUUGAUCGUAUGCCAGAUCUACAGUUUCAGGUAUGA